This is a messenger RNA of Haliaeetus leucocephalus (bald eagle), 8204 nucleotides long. It is a transcript of the gene CABIN1, whose product is annotated as calcineurin binding protein 1. Gene Ontology annotation, biological process: chromatin organization. Gene Ontology annotation, molecular function: protein binding; nucleosome binding. Gene Ontology annotation, cellular component: nucleus. The record is from RefSeq and is a predicted model, not a curated record. NCBI's taxonomy places the organism in Eukaryota, Metazoa, Chordata, Aves, Accipitriformes, Accipitridae. The transcript has 38 exons. The coding region runs from base 399 to 6953 and encodes 2184 amino acids.
CGGGCAGGGCGCCGGUGAGGGCUGCGAGAGCCCGGCCUGAGGCGGCGGGUCGUCGGCUGGUCCCCUUCACGGAGCCACCGGGAGAGGGGGGCGGGGGCUCCCUCCCCCGCCUGCUCCCGGCCCUUUGUGCCAGCCUCCGGGAAGAGCAGCGUGAGAGGCGUCCCCGCUCCUCUUUGCGGAAAGUGACCGUAUUUCGUUGCAGUUUCACUGGCAGUGUAACCACGGAAGUAAACUCUUGACUGUAGUCUCUCUCCUGUUGACUUCCUCUGCCAUCUUGAGCAAGAUUAUGUGGAUUCAGCAAAAGACUUGAGCAUAUCUCUGAAUAUAGGCAUAUUUACCUGUUUGUGUUAGGCCCUUCCUCCUAGUCCUGGAGAAAGACAGCAUCAAUAGCUGUGAGCAUGAUUCGAAUCGCAGCACUGAAUGCCAGCUCCACGAUUGAGGAUGACUACGAAGGUACCUUCAAAAGUCAUAAGACACAGACAAAGGAAGCUCAAGAAGCAGAAGCUUUUGCUUUGUACCACAAAGCUUUAGACCUUCAGAAACAUGACCGAUUUGAAGAGUCUGCUAAAGCUUAUCAUGAGCUGCUUGAGAUUCGUCUUCUGCGAGAGGCAGUUCUUUCUGGUGAUGAGAAAGAAGGGCUGAAACAUCCAGGCUUGAUGUUAAAAUAUUCCACCUAUAAAAACUUAGCACAACUGGCAGCACAACGGGAUGACUUAGAGACAGCCAUGGAGUUUUACUUGGAGGCUGUAAUGCUAGACUCUACUGAUGUCAACCUAUGGUAUAAAAUUGGUUGUGUGGCGAUAAAACUAAUCCGCCUACCUUUGGCUCGUCAUGCUUUUGAAGAAGGUCUCAGGUGUAAUCCUGAUCACUGGCCUUGUUUAGAUAACCUUAUCACAAUCUUAUACACACUCAGUGACUACACAACAUGUUUGUACUUUAUCUGCAAAGCUCUGGAAAAAGACUGUCUAUAUAGCAAAGGAUUGGUUCUGAAGGAGAAGAUCUUUGAGGAGCAGCCUUGCCUCCGGAAAGAUUCCUUAAGGAUGUUUCUCAAAUGUGACAUGUCUGUCCAUAAUGUAAAUGUGAGUGCAGCUGAAACAGGAAGAAUCAUAGACGAAGCACUGGAGUUACGUAAGAAAAGACAAGCUUUGCUAGUGCGUGACAGAGAACCAGACCUCAGACUGGUCCAGCCAAUUCCCUUUUUCACGUGGAAGUGUUUAGGAGAAGCUUUACUUGCCAUGUAUCACCACCUCACCACAUGUGAUCCUCCUCGACCCAGUCUGGGAAAGAGAAUUGAUCUCUCGGAAUACCGAGACCCAGUUCAACAUUUGAUUCUUUCUCCUACUUCUACUCCUGUCAGUGUUAUUCAGCCAACUCCUGUCAGCACUAAUCCGGUGGUGACAAUGCCAGAUCCUGUAUUACCUUACACUCCAACAACACCCAACUUUCCAAGUCACAGUCAGAAUUCAUUGGAACCAGGAGCUACUGUAGGUGAGCAAGGUGACAUAUCUGCAGGUGAUAAAUCUAAGAAAGGUGUGAAGCGAAGGAGAAUUACAGAAGAUAGUGGUGAAACAGCAAAAAGGAGAUCUGCUAGAGUCCGGAACACCAAGUGUAAAAAAGAGGAGAAGGUUGACUUUCAAGAGCUGUUGGUGAAAUUCCUUCCUUCCAGAUUAAGGAAAUUAGAUCCAGAGGAGGAGGAGGAUCCUUUCAAUAACUAUGAGGUACAGUCAGAGAUCAAAGAGGAGAAUUUCCAGCAUGUUGGACCACAUAGAAUGUCAUUUGAUUCUACAACUUUUAUGGAAUCUGAAAAGCAGGACGUUCAUGAAUUCCUGCUGGAUAACCUGAACAAUGGUGGGAUCUUGGAGCUGAUGAUGAGAUAUCUAAAAGUCAUCAGCCAAAAGUUCCUAGUGAAGUGGCCUCCUGGCUUGUGUGAGGUGGUUCUUAGUAUCUAUAAUAGCUGGAGAAAGCAUAGUAGUAGUCUUCCCAAUCCGUUACUGAGGGACUCAAGUAAUCAGCAUAUCAAGGAUAUGAUGUUGAUGAGCCUUUCUUGCAUGGAACUGCAAUUGGAUCAGUGGCUACUGACAAAAGGGAAGAGUUCUACAGUUUCUCCACGAAAUUGCCCUGCUGCCUCUGUGAAUGGAAAGUUUGGUCCUGACUUCCCAGGAACUCAUUUCUUGGGAGACCUGUUGCAGCUGUCAUUUGCAUCCUCACAGCGAGAUUUAUUUGAUGAAGGCUGGAUGGAGUUUGUCACUCGGGUGUAUUGGCUGAAAGCUCGCUUUCUAGCACUGCAGGGAGACAUGGAACAGGCACUUGAAAACUAUGAUAUCUGCACUGAAAUGCUACAGAGCUCCACUACAAUGCAAGCUAAAGCUGGCAAUGAAUGCAGCAUUGUAAUACGGUUACCUAAUCUACAUGUUGAUUCUGUUGUUUCUUUAGAAGAGAUUGAAAAGAACCUAAAAUCUCUGGAGAGAUGUCAGUCUUUGGAAGAGAUUCAGCGACUGUAUGAGGCAGGGGAUUAUAAUGCAGUGGUGCAUCUGCUUCGUCCAACAUUAUGCUUUAAUGGUUAUGGCAGGGCAAAACAUCUGGAAUUUGUAACAUCCAUACCAGAGAGACCAGCACAGCUGCUUCUCCUACAGGACUCCCUGCUCAAACUGAAAGAUUACAAGCAAUGCUUUGAACGCUCAGAAGUUGCCUUGAAUGAAGCAAUUCAGCAGAUGAUUAAUAUGACAGCAGCCUCUGCUAAAGAAGAGUGGGUUGCUACAGUAACACAACUGCUCACAGGAAUAGAUACUUCAUUAUCAUCAGUCAACAGCAUCCUGAAAGACUCUUCUGUAACACCAAGCCUCAUUCGAUUAACAAACAACCUGAUUCAGAUCAUAGACUGCAGCAUGUCAGUCCAAGAAGAACCAAAAGAACCAUACGUCUCCUCAGUGCUUCCAUGGAUUAUCCUGCACAGGAUCAUCCAGCAUGAGGAAGAUGCUUUUCGAUCCCUUUGCUCCCAGCAGCAGCAGCAGAACCAGGGAGAAGAAGUGAGUCCAGAUACCCCUAUGUUGCCUUCUUCACUCAUGCUGCUGAACACUGCUCAUGAGUAUUUGGGAAGAAGAUCCUGGUGUUGCAAUUCAGAUGGUGCUCUUCUCAAGUUCUAUGUUCAGGUACUACAAAAAGAACUUGCAGCAUCCACUUCUGAAGAUACUCAUCCAUACAAAGAAGAGCUGGAAACAGCCUUGGAACAGUGUUUUUAUUGUUUAUAUGGCUUCCCUAGCAAAAAAAGCAAAGCAAGGUACCUAGAAGAGCAUUCAGUACAGCAGGUUGAUCUAACAUGGGAAGACGCUUUGUUCAUGUUUGAAUAUUUUAAGCCUAAAACUCUUCCAGAAUUUGAUAGUUACAAAACCAGCACUGUGUCUGCUGAUUUGGCCAACCUUUUGAAGAAGACUGCUACAAUUGUUCCUCGAACAGACAAGCCUAUGCUGAGCCUAGAUGCUGUAUCUGCCUACAUUGAAGGAACAUGCAGCAAGGCACCAUCUCUCCCAGAUGGUGCAGACUAUUCUCCACCAGUGGUGACUGAGUUGUACUAUCUUCUGGCAGACUAUCAUUUCAAGAAUAAAGAACAGUCUAAGGCCAUUAAAUUUUACAUGCACGACAUUUGUAUUUGUCCAAACAGGUUUGAUUCAUGGGCUGGGAUGGCCCUGGCUCGAGCAAGUCGUAUUCAGGACAAGUUGAACUCUAAUGAAUUGAAAAGUGAUGGCCCAAUCUGGAAGCACUCUACUCCUGUCUUGAAUUGCUUCAAGCGAGCCCUAGAGAUUGACAGCUCUAAUCUCUCCUUGUGGAUAGAAUACGGCACCAUUUCCUAUGCCCUACAUUCUUUUGCAUCUCGACAGCUUAAGCAGUGGAAAUCAGAACUCCCCCCUGAAGUUGUGCAGCAGAUGGAAGAGCGUCGAGACAGUAUGUUGGAGACAGCCAAAUUGUGUUUUACGUCAGCAUCUCGCUGUGAGGGAGAUGGCGAUGAAGAGGAGUGGCUUAUUCACUACAUGCUGGGAAAGAUUGCAGAGAAGCAGAAACAGCCUCCUGUUGUCUAUCUGCUUCAUUACAAACAGGCAGGUCAUUACUUGCAUGAGGAGGCUGCCCGAUACCCAAAGAAGAUUCACUACCAUAAUCCACCAGAACUUGCCAUGGAAGCGUUGGAGGUAUACUUUCGACUUCAUGCUUCUAUUUUGAAACUUGUGGGGAAACCAGACUCUGGAGUAGAUGCAGAGAUACUAGUUAGUUUCAUGAAAGAAGCUUCCGAGGGACCAUUUGCCAGGGGUGAGGAGAAGAACACCCCAAAAGUUGCAGAAAAGGAAAAAGCUUGCAUGAUUGAUGAAGACUCUCACUCUUCAGCUGGAACAGUGCCGGGUCCUGGGACUUCCCUCCCCUCAUCCUCUGGUCCAGGUCUGACAUCCCCACCUUACACAGCCACUCCAGUUGACCACGAUUACGUCAAAUGUAAAAAACCCCGUCAGCAGGCAACGCCGGACGAGAGGAGUCAGGAUAGCACUGCAGCUGUGCUGUCUGACUCCAGUUCCACGCAGGAUAUGUUUAAUGAGCCUGCCAGUUCUCAAGACAGCCUGAGGAAGACUUACACAGAGAAGAGGAUUUCUACUACCUGUGCUGAUACACUGAUGCCCAGCAAAGAGACCCUGGGAUCUACAGAGGAAAAGAUUGCAGGAAAGUCAGAAGAGCUGCUGGAGAGCUCAGAAUCUUACCAUCCUGCUGAACCUACUGGCCAAAAAAUUCUGGUGGAUCCUCAGUCUGCCUCUGGCAAUCCCAUCAAAGCUGCAAUCCCCCCACCCUCACAGUGGGACUGCAAAAAGAAAGCUGAACCUUGUGGAGAUGCAUCUGAAUUUCCUCAUGGUCUUCCAGCAGACCUUGAGGAACAGCGAAAGUUCCUGACAGAGCAGUGUAUUGCCUCCUUCUGUUUGUGUCUCAGCCGCUUUCCCCAGCACUACAAGAGCCUCUACAGAUUGGCAUACCUGUACACAUACAGCAAAACACACAAGAACCUGCAGUGGGCCCGCGACGUGCUGCUGGGCAGUGGGGUCCCCUGGCAGCAGCUGAAGCACAUGCCUGCACAGGGCCUAUUCUGCGAGAGGAACAAGACAAAUUUCUUCAACGGAAUCUGGCGCAUCCCCGUGGAUGAGAUCGACCGCCCCGGCAGUUUUGCAUCUCAUAUGAACCGCUCUAUUGUCUUACUGCUCAAUGUGCUGUCACAGCUAAAGGAUUACAACACCUUGCUGAAAGUCUCAUCUAUGCUACAGAGAACCCCUGAUCAGGGAAAGAAGUACUUGCGUGAUGCAGAUCGCCAAGUUCUGGCCCAACAAGCCUUUGUGCUUACAGUGAAAGUGUUGGAGGACACUCUCAACGAUCUGACGCAGGUUUCAGAAGAUCAGAAUUCCAAGUCUUCUAACCUUGCUUCUGGAAGGAUGACAACAGACGUCUCUAAUAAAGCUAGUGCUGAAGAGGGAAAAGAUGUCCUUCCCAAAAAACCAGUUUUAUCAGAUGGAGUAGUACAUAGUACUGAAAAUGGAGUAAAGGAAGUGACCCAGGGACAAAUUCCCAAUGCUAUGGACAUAUUGGAACAAGAUGACAAGAAUGACAAGGAAAUUAAAGAGCUCCCUGGGCCUGGUUCAAUUGAGCCUAUGGAUCUUGAUGGAUAUUCCAAUGACCCUGAAAAAAUUGAUUCUUCAUGUAAACGCAGUGAGCCAGACCGUCUUCAGUCUGGCAGGAACUCAAAGGAGAGAGCUCCAGAGAGCCGGACUCCAGAACUUUCUUUGGAAGAGCUAAGUAUCAGCUCAAAACAUCAGUAUCAGGCAGCUAAAGGAAUAGUUCAGGCAGUACCUACAGAAGAACCUGUCCAGAGAUCAAGCAGGAAGAGGAAAUUACUUGAGGAUGUGGAGUCUGGGAAAACACUUCUGCUUGAUGCUUAUCGAGUAUGGCAGCAAGGUCAGAAAGUUAUGGCCUAUGACCUGGGUAAAAUUGAGAAGAUCAUGUCUGAAACAUACAUGCUGAUUAAACAGGUGGAUGAAGAAGCAGCACUUGAACAGGCAGUCAAGUUUUGCCAGGUGCAUAUGGGGGCAUCAGCACAGAAACAGUCCACAGGAGAAACACCCACAACCCCAAAGCAUACAAAGGACAACAGAGAGAGCUUCUUCCCAGUAACGCCAGCCACACUGCAUCCUACCCCAGUGAAUCCAGACACUGUGACUCCUGAAAAUCUCCUGAGACUGAAUGAUUUGCAUUCCAAAUCCAAACCAGCCUCUUCCUCUUCAUCCUCCUCCUCCUCAGCAUCUUCAGUACCUCCAUCCCAGGAGUCACACAGGGACACUGAGCAUCUCCGGAGUCAAAAUGUAGAGACUGCUCCCAGCAUGAGUGAUCUCACACGUGAGGAAGAAGAGCUUGAAGUGCCUUUGGAGGGGCUUGGAUUUCAGCAACAGGAGUCACGGCUUUGUCAGCAGAUGAAAAUGGCUACUGUUGCACCAUCGCCAGAGCCUGUUUGCUGGCAAGUGGAAUCAGUGACCAGCACAAAUUCGGGACAUGUUUGUACCCAAGCCUCCAGUUCCAAGCCUGAACUCAGCUCCAGUUCACAGACUUUGGGAAGUCAGCAGAACAAGACAGAUGGCACCCGAGUAAAAACUCGCAUUCUGCCCAACAUGCCAAAGCUUUUCAUACCUUCAUCUGUCACCAAAUUUCCACCUGAGAUCACUGUCACUCCACCCACUCCCACCCUCCUUUCUCCAAAGGGCAGCAUUUCAGAAGAGACCAAGCAAAAAUUAAAGUCUGCUAUUUUGUCUGCUCAGUCUGCAGCGAAUGUAAAGAAGGAGAGCCUUUGUCAGCCAGCUUUGGAAAUCUUAGAGACCUCAAGCCAGGAGUCCUCACUGGAAAGUGAUACUGAUGAAGAUGAUGACUACAUGGACAUAUGAAUGAAUUCUGGUCAUCAUCAGCACCAACCAUAUAACCAUUCUUCUUAUCGCCAGCGUCUCUGGCAGUUGAAACAUCUUCGUUGGCAUUACUCUCCAUUUAAUUGGCAUCAUUGUGUUUUUCACUUUCAUUACCUUUGUUACCACUGCUACCGCUUGUAUUGCCUUCAAAAUCUUCGCCAUUCUCCCCAUCAUGGUGCUUGACAGAAAGAAUGAUUGUUUACCAGGCAGUUAAUUACUUUGGACCACACUGUCACCUUUAACUUCAGUAAAUACAAGGAUGUUUUGAGCUGCAAUUCAUAUCUGUCUACUGUUCCUGCUUCUUCAAACCAGAGCCUUGGAAGUCACUCCAGUAGCUCUUUUCUAUAGCAUUUUCUUCCUUUUAGUUGUAUUUUUGAAUUUUCCCCACUAGUUAAGUUUUUCUCCGAGUAAUUCAACAACCUAAUGUCUGUCUAGCCAUGCCACGAUUAGUGCAACAGGUCCUUUUAAGGUGAAUGGAGUAGGAAAAAUUUGCUGAGCUGGUAGAGGUUUUAAUUGCAUCAAGAAAGUCUAUGGCUUUGUUGUGGGGUGAGAAGGGUGAGCUGAGAGAGUCUGUCAGCUCCUUGGCACUGCUCGGUGCUUUGUUGGAAUUUGACUCAGUGACAAUAGGCAAAGAACCAGCUUUUCCAGGCAGAGAGCUUGGCCUCCUGUUUGUGCUCAUUUCACACCAAUGUAUGAGGUCCAGCAAAAAUUAUCUACCUGAAUGUUGGCUUAAAGAACUGAUCUUUCCAGAAUUGUCUUACAGUCCUUUCUCUUCUAAUGCCUUGGACAAGCAUUUUGAAUUGGGGGCUAGAUGAUAUUUUUAUGGUGGUAUUGAAAAAACGUGAAAGAUUUCAAUACCAUUUCAGUAAUGUCUGUUUUUUACAGAACGACACGAAAAGGUGUUUUUUAUCUAUCUGCAGAGGGACUGCUCACAGUUAUUUAUAUGAGAAAAUAAUGGUAACAAAGAUCCUUUUUUUUCUACUGAAUGUUAACUUUGUAAAAUAAUGAAUGCAAACCAUGCAAAAAAAAAUACGUCACACACUAUAUAUACACAUGCGUGCGCCCACACACAUAUAUAUAUGUGUAUGUACAUAUAUAUAUAUGUAUGUAUAUGAAAAUAGAAAAUGCAUACAGCUUGCGAUGUCAGAUUUCUUUGUGUUUGGGGGAGGUGGUUUUCUGUAAAAUGCAGAGCUUUGUAUAAACUUCUGGGUUUUUUCUAAUAAAGUUGAAAUG